Messenger RNA from Aspergillus heteromorphus CBS 117.55, 617 nucleotides. RefSeq lists its product as uncharacterized. Lineage: Eukaryota; Fungi; Ascomycota; Eurotiomycetes; Eurotiales; Aspergillaceae. The coding region runs from base 125 to 499 and encodes 124 amino acids. The transcript is spliced from 3 exons. The record is from RefSeq and is a predicted model, not a curated record.
UGCUCCAAGGUACGAUCUCUUCGGGAGCCUCAACACCCAGAUUUUCCUUCCACGCCAGAAUUCCACCCGUCGUGACUCGCACACGCACCCCUACGGCCUCACCCAAUUCAGCCGCCGCAUAACUAUGGCUAGACAUACAUCGCUGGACUCCGAAAGACCCAUCAUGACUCAGUCCGCUCGUACAUCGAAGAGAUUCUCCACCGUCAGUGGAAGCCCCUCGGUCGCCUCAUCGGAAGGCACCUUCGCGGGUCUGCCGGCCGGCGACCCCAGACUCGCCGAUUUCCACAAUCUCCGCGACGGCCUGGAGCGCCUGGAAAACAAGCCCCUCUUGAAGCAACGUUUCGUUCCUACCCCGGAGAAGACCGAUGACUUGAGCAAGCUGGCUCUUGGCGCAAAGGUGGAGCGCGCCCUGGGACGCAGAAUGACCGGCCAGGACGCUGUCAUGCGGGAACCCGUGUUGAACGAAAAGGCGACGGUGGAGUCCACAGCAUCCCCAUGAACGGACUGAAAGCUGCAAUUGAUACCUUUUUGAAUUUCUUUUCUUCUCGCCCUCUUAUACUCUCUCUCCCUCUAUGGUCAUCCGCUUCAAUGUUUAAGUGCGUUAUUUUUUUUUUGUU